AUGUCAACCGCCAAAGGCUACCACGAUGCGCUCUUAGCCCUCUCUGGCAAUCCCGUCUUCGCCGCCGAACGAGACACUCUUCUCGCUAGCAUCAGCGACAACGAACUGCUCGACGUCAUCACCCACGGUCUCAAGACUGGUUCUCCUAGAGAAACUCUCAACGCCAUCGCGACACGACUACUUGAUGGGCUUGCGAGGGCUCCAAAGGUCGACGACGUGGUGGUGCCGGGAAAAGGCAAACAUGGCGACGAUGAUGGUGAUGAUGAUCAUGACAGCGGCGGUGGUGGCGUCCGCAAGAGUGGCGGAGGUGGUAAACCUAAAGUGCAGGAAGUCAAAAAGCGAAGACCCAUAGCGGUAAAACGUGCACAGCCUCAACCAGCUCAGACCCCAGCAUCGCAAGGAACUCCACCAUCAACCGCAAACAGAAAGAGACCGGGACCUAAACUUGCGCAACCGGCGAAGAAGAGGAAGGACGUGAGCCCAGAGCCGAUGGACGAUGAAGAAGAUUUCUUCAAGACAGAGGGUAUGGAAGAGCAGGAAGAAGCAAAGGAGAUCGCAAGGAAGGAUACUAAGAAACAUCCCAGUAACGCUCCAGCGACCAACAGCAAUACCACGGUAUCCUCCAGUAUCACCAAAGAAACCGAGAGCCAAACAGACACAAGCUCCGAAGACGAUGCAAUGUGGAAAGAAAUACAGAACCACUCCGUUAUCAGGGAUCUACAACUCGUUGAUAGGAAUAACAUCAAUGACAAGGAAAAGAAUGGCGAUGGGAAGCAAGAAGAUGCCAGAGUCUCAGCCUCAAGCCUAACCAAGACUAUACAGAUUCCGGACAUCGAGGUUCGCUUCAAAAUGCCUAAAUUGCUACAUAUUCCCUCCGAUGCCCAUCGAGGAACGAUGGACGUCUUCCCACUCUCCUUCGUCAAAGAAUUUGUUCGCAAUUUCAACAGAAACUACCUCGUGGGCGAAAAGAACAGAACCGCAUUCCGCGACAUGAUCAAGAAAACGUCGGAAUACGGUCUUUGUGUGCGCUGCGACGAGUAUCUAGAGCAAUGUCAUUGGUGGAGGGCUCGGGCCCUCGCCCCCCAUUAUGUGUGGAAACAUUGUUGCGUUGAUUGUCUUGGAAAGGCAAGCUUAUGUGCCAGAUCCGAUGAGUGGGUUGAUUACAACCAGGUUGCUGGACAUGGAAAGAUCGUGCUCACAGUAUAUCCGGUUCGUUCCGAUGUCUUCGUCGGAGCAGGUUGGCGAACUAUAGGCUUCUGGGUAGGAACUCAAGAUCGUUGA
This is a messenger RNA of Alternaria arbusti, 1281 nucleotides long. RefSeq lists its product as uncharacterized. The coding region runs from base 1 to 1281 and encodes 426 amino acids. The record is from RefSeq and is a predicted model, not a curated record. NCBI's taxonomy places the organism in Eukaryota, Fungi, Ascomycota, Dothideomycetes, Pleosporales, Pleosporaceae. The transcript is spliced from 2 exons.